AUGUCGGCGUUAAUCAGAGAAACAUUUGAUAGGUGUAAAAAAGAAGGUCGUAAUGCACUUGUUAAUUUCAUUACAGCAGGAUAUCCUACUAUUGAGGAUACAGUACCGAUUUUGCAAAGUAUGCAAGAAGCAGGUGUCGAUAUCAUAGAGUUGGGUAUUCCCUUUUCAGACCCAAUUGCAGAUGGUCCAACGAUUCAAACAGCUAACAUCAAAGCUUUGGAAAACGGAAUCACUGUUGCAAAAUGUUUAGACUUGGUUAAGCAAGCGCGAGCAGAGGGCGUCACUGUUCCUCUUAUCCUAAUGGGCUAUUAUAACCCGAUUUUAAAGUACGGGGAAAGUAGAUUUUUACAAGAUGCUGAAAAAGCUGGCGCAAACGGUUUCAUUGUUGUGGAUUUGCCUCCUGAAGAAGCAGUCAAAUUCAGAAGUUCAUGUGCCAAGUUUGGAUUGUCAUACGUUCCAUUAGUUGCACCAGCCACAACCGAUGAAAGAUUAAAAGUUUUGGGCAAAAUUGCCGAUUCUUUUAUCUACGUUGUUUCCAAGAUGGGUACAACUGGUGCAUCAACCAAAGUUUCUGCAGGUAUCGAAGAAUUAUGUGCACGUGUAAGAAAAUUUGCCGUUAAUGAUACUCCUAUAGCUGUUGGAUUUGGUGUAUCUACUAGAGACCACUUUUUGGCAGUGGGUAAAGUCGCUGAUGGUGUUGUUAUUGGAUCCAGAAUAGUUACUUUAAUUGGUGAAUCCAAACCAGGUGAUAGAGGUAAAACUGCUUACAACUAUGUCAGAUCUAUACUAGGAGAAGAUUAUAAAUCGAGCGCGCCAUCCACGUUCAGCAGAGGAGGUGGUGGUGGUGGUGCUAGCAAAUUGGAGCAGCAAGAAUCAAAACCUGUCCUCAAGGAGCCACACAAAUACAAUUCUCAUUUUGGUGAUUUUGGUGGUCAAUAUGUUCCAGAAGCAUUACAUACUUGUUUAGCAGAACUAGAGAAAGGAUUUGAGGAUGCAGUAGAAGAUCCGGAAUUUUGGAAGGAAUUUAGAGACUUGUAUUCAUACAUUGGAAGACCAUCUUCAUUACAUAAAGCAGAAAGGUUAUCAGAAUAUGCUGGUGGUGCUACCAUUUGGUUAAAGAGGGAAGAUUUGAACCAUACGGGAUCCCACAAGAUAAAUAAUGCAUUAGCUCAGGUUCUAGUUGCAAAAAGACUAGGCAAAAAGAAGAUUAUUGCCGAGACCGGUGCCGGUCAGCAUGGUGUUGCUACAGCUACGGCAUGUGCCAAAUUUGGUUUGGAGUGUACUGUUUUUAUGGGUGCUGAAGAUACUAGACGUCAAGCCUUGAAUGUUUUCAGAAUGAAAAUCUUGGGCGCCAAUGUCAUUCCAGUCAAGAAUGGUACUCAAACUUUGAGAGAUGCUACAUCAGAAGCUUUCAGAUACUGGGUCUCGAACUUGGAAACCACUCAUUAUGUUGUUGGGUCAGCUAUUGGUCCACAUCCGUACCCAGUCAUGGUGAGAACCUUCCAAAGUGUCAUUGGACAAGAAACAAAAGAACAAUUUAAACAAUUGAAUGACGGUAAAUUACCAAACGCCGUGGUUGCUUGUGUUGGAGGUGGUUCAAAUUCUACCGGGAUGUUUUCACCAUUCGAAAAGGACUUGGACGUGACUUUGUUGGGAGUCGAAGCUGGUGGUGACGGGCUUGACACAGAACGUCAUUCUGCUACAUUGUCUGCAGGUAUUCCUGGUGUUUUCCAUGGUGUGAGAACUUAUGUUUUACAAGAUAGUGACGGUCAAGUUCAUGAUACCCACUCUGUUUCUGCUGGAUUGGACUAUCCAGGUGUAGGACCAGAAUUAGCAUUUUGGAAAAGCACAGGAAGAGCCACUUUUAUUGCUGCAACUGAUGCUCAAGCUUUAGAAGGGUUUAAACUUUUGUCACAGUUGGAAGGUAUCAUACCUGCUUUGGAAUCAUCGCAUGCUAUUUAUGGUGGUGUAGAGUUGGCCAAGAAAUUGCCCAAGGAUCAACAUAUUGUCAUCAAUGUUUCAGGUAGAGGGGACAAGGACGUUCAAUCUGUUGCAGAGGUCUUGCCUAAAUUAGGAAAACAAAUUGGAUGGGAUUUAAGAUUUGAUGAAGACCCAUCUAAGAAAAAUGUAGUAUGA
Molecule: messenger RNA, 2136 nt
Organism: Lodderomyces oxycetoniae
Lineage: Eukaryota; Fungi; Ascomycota; Pichiomycetes; Serinales; Debaryomycetaceae
Gene: TRP5
Product: tryptophan synthase
Exons: 1
Coding region: 1-2136 (711 amino acids)
Biological process (GO): L-tryptophan biosynthetic process
Cellular component (GO): cytoplasm
Molecular function (GO): tryptophan synthase activity
Source: RefSeq, a predicted model, not a curated record